Molecule: messenger RNA, 5688 nt
Organism: Ictalurus furcatus (blue catfish)
Lineage: Eukaryota; Metazoa; Chordata; Actinopteri; Siluriformes; Ictaluridae
Gene: slc9a6a
Product: solute carrier family 9 member A6a
Exons: 16
Coding region: 983-3037 (684 amino acids)
Biological process (GO): regulation of pH; sodium ion transport; proton transmembrane transport
Cellular component (GO): recycling endosome; membrane
Molecular function (GO): sodium:proton antiporter activity
Source: RefSeq, a predicted model, not a curated record
AGUGCUGUCUCUGCUCUAGCAUGCCUCAUACUUAUCAACAGCUUAAUAUCAAGUUGAGGGAAGUCUAAUUUCUCAAUUAAUAUAGAAAUACCUGGGUGUCAGUAUCAACACCAGUUCAUCUGCAGUUUGUGUAGAAUACCUAGUCAAGUUCCACUCCCUGUCCUAAAGGAAGGCCACAUUAUUUACUCAUAACCUUGUUAAAGAUGAGAUGUUUUGUUUACAUUUGAAGACAAAACGAAUUCAGCUUUACAAGAAGCCUAAACUGAAUUCAGCUGAUGAUGUAUGUCUGAGAGAGUCGUGGGGACUUAAAUAUCAGUUUCCAAGUGCAUUAUCUCUUAACGUGAUCUGUGUGCUGACAUGAAACCAAUGUUUUGGAUUGUAAAGGUUGCUGAGACAGACAUAAAAUAGUGAUCACUCUAGUUGGAAGAGGAAGCUUGAUAUUAGAUAUUCUGAAGCUGAAAUGAAGUGUGCCUUCCGAAGGGCUGUUCAUUUCGACCGCUCAGAAUGGUCACCGUCAAGGAUUGAGCCUUCUGAGGGUUUAGACCAGCAGACACCAACCCUCUUCCUGGAGAUCUGCCUUCCUGCAGGUUUCAUCUCCAACCAAAAUCUAACAUUCCUGAUUUAGUCGAUCAAGUACUUCUUAAGGCAGUGACUAGAUGGUCAAGUGAGCACGAUUGUAGUUGGAGAUAAAGUCUUCAGGAAGGUGGACCUCCAGGAACAGGGUUGGUGACCACUGGUUUAUAGAACAGCCCAGUUCCUGCCCAAACCCAGUAGUUAAACCUAGCUAAAUGCGCAGUAGUAGCGCAGCAGCACGUGAACGAAUACUAACGGCUUUCCCCGUCUGAUGACGUCGACAGAAAGGGGGGCGGGGUCACGCCUGGAAUCAGGAACAAUCUACACAAACCUGUAUUGCUCCUGCAUAUUGUUUUCUGACCAGUCAUCAGCACAACCUGUCAUGUUUUAACCGAAAAGAAAUGUCAACAUGGGCUCUCAACGGAAACACCACGCCACAAAGGGAGCUUGGGGAAGACUGCCUCUGUGCUUUUUGGCUAGCCUGUCAGUUUGUCUGUGUUUAUGCAGAGCAGAGGACAGUUCAAUGGAGAACAUCGUGACUGAGAAGAAGGCUGAAGAAAGCCACCGACAAGACAGUGUCGACCUGCUCGUGUUCAUUUUACUCCUCACCCUCACCAUCCUGACAAUAUGGCUCUUCAAACACCGUCGAUUCAGGUUUUUACACGAGACCGGGCUGGCGAUGAUCUAUGGAUUGCUGGUUGGGGUUGUGCUGCGUUACGGGAUCCACGUGCCUCGGGACAUCAACAACGUUACGCUGAGUUGCCAUAUCAACGCCAGUCCAGCCACGUUACUAGUCAACGUAAGCGGCAAGUUCUACGAGUACACACUGAAGGGCGAGAUCAGCUCCAAUGAAGUCAAGGAUGUUCAGGACAAUGAGAUGCUUCGCAAGGUGACCUUCGACCCAGAGGUAUUUUUCAACAUUCUUCUGCCGCCCAUCAUAUUUCACGCGGGAUACAGCUUAAAGCGGAGACAUUUUUUCAGGAACAUGGGCUCCAUUUUGGCCUAUGCCUUUGUUGGAACAGUGGUGUCCUGCUUAAUCAUUGGCUUACUGAUGUAUGGCUGCGUGAUGCUUAUGAAACAUACUGGCCAGAUGGGAGGAGACUUCUUCUUCACUGACUGCCUGUUCUUUGGUGCCAUCGUAUCAGCCACUGAUCCAGUGACCGUCCUGGCCAUCUUCAACGAGUUACAGGUGGAUGUCAACCUCUAUGCUCUAUUGUUUGGGGAGAGCGUGUUAAAUGACGCUGUUGCUGUGGUGCUUUCCUCGUCCAUUGUUGCAUAUCAGCCCGAGGGAAACAACAGUCAUACAUUUGAAGCCAUGGCCAUGCUUAAGUCGCUUGGCAUCUUUCUGGGAGUCUUCAGUGGUUCCUUUGCUCUUGGAGUGGCUACCGGUGUAAUGACUGCCUUAGUCACCAAAUUUACCAAGUUGCGGGAUUUUCAGCUGCUAGAAACGGCCCUCUUCUUCCUCAUGUCCUGGAGCACAUUCCUGUUGGCUGAGGCUUGUGGCUUUACAGGUGUGGUAGCAGUUCUUUUCUGUGGAAUUACACAGGCUCAUUACACCUAUAACAACCUGUCCCCUGAGUCACAGGACCGGACCAAGCAAUUAUUUGAGCUGUUGAAUUUCCUGGCUGAGAACUUCAUCUUUUCGUACAUGGGCCUGGCCUUGUUCACUUUCCAGAAUCAUGUCUUCAACCCCGUCUUCAUCGUGGGAGCAUUUCUGGCCAUUUUCCUGGGCCGUGCAGCGAAUAUUUACCCACUCUCCUUCCUGCUCAACUUGGGCCGCAGGAACAAGAUAAGCUCCAACUUUCAGCACAUGAUGAUGUUUGCAGGUCUCCGAGGGGCCAUGACUUUCGCCCUCUCUAUCAGAGACACAGCCACAUACGCACGGCAGAUGAUGUUCUCCACCACCCUGCUGGUGGUCUUCUUCACCGUGUGGAUAUGUGGAGGAGGCACCACUCAAAUGUUGUCUUUCCAACGCAUCCGUGUUGGAGUGGACUCAGACCAGGACAAUUCAAUUGGCCCUGAGGGAUUAGAGAGGAGAAGCACCAAACAGGAGAGUGCCUGGUUAUUUAGGAUUUGGUACAACUUUGACCACAACUAUCUUAAGCCCAUUCUGACUCACAGCGGGCCGCCACUCACAGCCACUCUGCCAGCAUGCUGCAGCCCACUGGCCCGAUGCCUCACCAGCCCACAGGCGUGCGAGAAUGAGGGCCAGUUGAAGGACGAUGACUCAGACCUUAUCCUGAACGACGGUGACAUCAGCCUGACCUAUGGUGACAUCACCGUUAACACGGACGCGACAGGCACGCGCACGAUCAGCAUUCCGGCUGGUGCAGCAGGCGUCCACUCUGAUGAUGCUCUGGACAGAGAGUUGACCUUUGGUGACCAUGAGCUGGUGAUCCGGGGCACACGUCUCGUGCUGCCCAUGGACGAUUCAGAGCCGCCUCUACGCCACCGGGAGAUUUGAGCUGCAUGGAAAAAAAUCCUGAAGGAAGUCAAAGGCUUUCCUGUCCCUCUUUCCAUCACCACCACAGUCUGGAGAAAUCUCUCUCUCUCACUCUCUCGCUCGCUCUCUCUCUCUCUCUCUCUCUCUCUCUCUCUCUCUCUCUCUCUCUCUCUCUCUCUAUCCCCCCACAACCACUAUCCUCUCUCUAAAGUGGCUGGUUUGAUGUCUCUACCUCAUUUGUCAUUUUCUUUCUGCUCCUCCAAACAUGACUUGUGAAACCUUGUCAGUUCUAGCCAUCCAUUAUUUGUUUUUGGGUUUUUUUUCCACAACUUGGGUGUUUAUGGCAUCUUCAAGCAUUGUGGCAUUGUCUGUCUCAGAGGCUAGUGUGAGAAGUGAUAGAGCAGUGCUUUCUUGUCUGCAUAGUAAGGUGUGAAAUAGCUGUGCAUGCUAAUUCUUGCUUUCUGUUGGUGCGUGAGGUGCCUGGUUCAAAGGGGAUUCAAGCUUGGGCAGUGGUAAAACAGCUAAGAGACUUUCAGACUCUCCGAAUAGAGGUGUGGUGACCUGAUGGUUUGUUAUGUGGUUGCAAUCAAGUGCCUGUUGAAUGUCAUUUUUCCUUAUCCUUGGAGCAAAACAGCACUGCCAUCCACUAGAGGGAGGCCUUGUAUCUUAAUACUGAACUCGUCUGUGUGAUGUAGGCUUCAAAUUGGCAACAAGAGGGACUUGCUGUAGUCUGUGCUAUCAGAAAGCCCAGAACUCGCAUACUGACCUUUGACUGUGACUCUGGUGGACUUUCACCUUGUUAUACACGUCCAUGUUAGUUGCAGUAAGAUGUUCUAUCAGCUAGUCGUGGUACAAAAUCUGAGGCCGAUUUUUUUUAUUUUUAUUUUUCCUGAUUUGUUUGCAUUUUGUAAAAAGUCACAAAACAUCCUGAUUAAUUUUACCAUGCAGCUCUAAACCACUGAAAUGACAUAGCGUCAUGUUUAACAGUGAAUGACUAAAACUCUCCAUCAUCUGUAUUACUAAUAUAGACCAAACUAUAGUAAAUCCUUUUUUAAAAAAUAAAUAAAUAAAUAAGAACAGAAAAAAGAAAGAGGAUUCUUAGCUGUGCUAGUGCAGAACUGCAAGGAUAGAAAGAAGAAAAGUUCACAGCAAUGUGUUCGAUUUCUUCGUAGGCCUUUUAAUAUACUAACCUUUGCAUGAUGUGUGCUGUGUGGAGAUGCAUUGCCGUGUGUUCUCCCCGUUUUUUGCGCCAUUUUGGAUUUGUUUGUUUUUUUUUUAUAGCGAAUUGAAAAACCAUCGUCUAGGUUGGUGUGUAAUGUCACUGCAGCACAAAUUAUAUUUAAUAAUUGUUGUUUUUUUCCUGAGUAUAGAGGGAGGAUGGCUGAAUGAUUUUAAGCAUGCUAUUAAAGGGCUGAAUGAACAGGUAUUAUCUGUUUUUAAUAUUUGUACUUUUGGUGGAAAAAAUGUCGAGGGGAAAUCGACCAUUUCCUGUUUGAGUGUAAUGUUAGGGUGUGGUGCAGUGAUGAGAUGAACAACGGCGCUGAUGGGUGCAAGCACAACUGUACUUUUGUUAGAGUUGUAAUCAAAAUGAUUCAACCCCCAUUGCAAAUCAGGUUUAUUGUCAAAAUUUACAAACUUUCAGCUGUUUGCAAUGAACAAAUCAAACAAAGGCAAUUGAAAUAGUUCAACACAACAAAUGCUUCAAGUGGUUUCCCCAAAUUCAACUAAAAAUGCAACUUCUAAUGAUUUCUCCAGUUUCAAAAUUAUUCAACCCCCUCAUGGCAAGCAUCUUUAGUACUUAGUAGAGCACCUUUUGCUGUUAUGACCUGCUGCAAACGAGAUGCAUAGCUUCUAGUAGCGUUCCUGAGGAAUCUUAACCCAUUCCUCAUGAGCAAUGGCCUCCAGUUCAGUAAUAUUCUUUGGUUUGCGUGCUGCAACCGUCUUCUUCAAAUCCCACCAGAGAUUUUCUAUGAGGUUCAAGUCAGGUGACUGUGAUGGCCCUGUAGAAUCUUCCAGGACUUCUUCUACAACCAAGCCUUGGUGGAAUUUGAGGUAUGCUUGGAAUCAUUGUCCUGUUGGAAUGUCCAAUGACGCCAAGCUUCAGUUUACUCACAGACGGCAUGAUGUUUUCUCCGAGGAUUUCCUGAUACUUCAAUGAAUCCAUCAUCUCAGAAAUCUGCUUGCAGCCAUUGAUAGCUUCCUUUUUCUGCCACAUCCAGGUAUUUAAUAAAUUUUCUCCCCCUAACCAAUUCAGGUAUUUCAUGUGUUCCAGCUCAAGCACACCUGGUGCAAAUAAUGAAGCCCCUUGAUUAGCUGCAUCAGGUGUGCUUGAGACAACACCUGUUUUGAAUAAUUGUGCUGUUGUGAGGAAUUCUGUUCAGGGGGUUGAAUAAUUUUGAAACUGGAGAAGUCAUUAUAAGUUGCAUUUUCAGUUGAAUUUGGGGAACCCACUUGAAGCAUUCGUUGUGUUGAACUAUUUCAAUUGCUUUUGUUUGAUUUGUUCAUUGCAAACAGCUGAAAGUCUGUAAAUUUUUACAGUAAACCUGAUUUGCAAUGGGGGUUGAAUAAUUCUGAUUGCAACUGUAUGUAUGUAUGUAUGUAAAUGAAUAUAUAGAGAACUAUGAGAUAAAUGAAAUAGUGUGAUUGAUUUUUAAUACACUGUCUAUUAAAAA